Molecule: messenger RNA, 279 nt
Organism: Lodderomyces elongisporus
Lineage: Eukaryota; Fungi; Ascomycota; Pichiomycetes; Serinales; Debaryomycetaceae
Exons: 1
Coding region: 1-279 (92 amino acids)
Source: RefSeq, a predicted model, not a curated record
AUGAUAAAUAUUAGUGGUGGUAGCGGUCGUAGUAAUGGUGGUGGUGGUAGUGGUGGUAGUGGUGGUAGUAGUAGUAAUGGUGGUGGUGGUAGUGGUGGUAGUGGUGGUAGUAGUAGUAGUAGUGGUGGUGGUAGUAGUAGUAGUGGUGGUAGUGGUGGUAAUAGUAGUAGUAGUGGUGGUGGUGGUGGUAGUAGUAGUAGUAGUGGUGGUGGUGGUGGUGGUAGUAGUAGUAGUGGUAGUAAUGCUAUUACUUCACGAGCAAACAAUGAUUUAAUGUAA